AUGACAACGAUGUCCAUCCAACUGCGUCGUGUGGUGUUCCUGUUGGUACUACUGCAAUGUUGUGUGUGUGUGGCAUGUGCGGAAGAAACUAGCAGUACCGAACCAACUGGUGAGUGUGAAGAUCAAGACGAAAUUAAGAGAGCGGAGAGAAGUUUGGGUGGAAUUAUCGAUCCCUCGACGAAAGCGUUGGGCGAGGCGCAGGAUUGUUUAACAAUAUGGAAGAAGGACGUGGGAGCGUGCAAUGCGAAUUACGAGGACAUUGAGUCCGCCGUGAACGCCACCAUACUCAUUUUUAAGAUUUUGGACGGCAAACCGGUAGAGGGGUUUAAGCCAUCAAAGGUGGAUGGGGAACGAUGCGGCGAACAAAAGGUCAAGGAUUAUGCCGCCAACUUGGGGAAGAUGGUGGAGAAGGUUAAUGCAGCCAUACGGAAUAUGCCAGAAUUGUACAAAAAGGCAACUGAGAAAGCUGCUGUGUGUGUCAAUUUUCAAAGAGAACUGGAUCACCUUUUUGGGAGAUUAACCGGAGCUCGCGUUGGGUAUUUUCCCCUUGUCAGCCAUAAAAGCAACGUCGGUUGCAUGACAAGGGAAAGGAUACUGUACAUUGAAAACCUCAACAAAACGUACGAAGGCAUGAAGGCCGUCUCGGAUGGUCUUAAAGAAGUGCAGGGAAGGACCCAACUUUGCAGGAUGAACUCCGAGGGGGAAUCCCCCAAAUUUAUGAAGAGGAUAGGGGAGUUCAGGGGGCGUUGUCAAAAUGUUUUUAGGGAUGAAGUUAGGGUGGAGGACGAACCCGAUGUGAAAUUUAAUCUAACGGAGGUGUUUAAGAUAAAUGGGAGUCUUCCCAAUAUAAGCCGAGACGAUAAGAAACCCGGAGAAAAUAAUGUAAGGCCCGGAACGUAUGAACGGGUUAGAAAAGAUGUCAUCAACAGGGUUAAGGGGGAUUUGGAGGUGGCGAAGCAGAAGCGGAUUGCUGAGGAGAGGAAAAGGGCUGACGAAGAAAAAGUAAGAAGGAUUGCAGAGGAAAAAGAGAAGAGGAAUGCGGAAGAAAAGGCGAGAAGAGAGAGGGAGGAGCAGGAGAGACUGGAGGCGGAAAGAGUGAGGAAGGACAGGGAAGAUCAGGAGAGACUGGACGCGGAAAAGACGAGGAAGGCCAGAGAAGAACAGGAGAGACUGGACGCGGAAAAGACGAGGAAGGCCAGAGAAGAACAGGAAAGAUCAGCCAUGGAAAAGGCGAGACAGGAAGCCAGGGAAAAGGCCAAGCAAAAGAAGAAAGUUGACGGCAGCAGUCCUGCCUUGGUGCACGGUCCCUUAUUGCUGCUUCUGUUGUGUGUGAUGGGUUGCACUCUCGUCUGCGGAUCGGUGUUCCCAUGA
Trypanosoma theileri is the source of this 1371-nucleotide messenger RNA. Its product is annotated as excalibur domain-containing protein. The transcript has a single exon. The coding region runs from base 1 to 1371 and encodes 456 amino acids. Lineage: Eukaryota; Euglenozoa; Kinetoplastea; Trypanosomatida; Trypanosomatidae. The record is from RefSeq and is a predicted model, not a curated record.